CAUGCGCACUCUCUCUCGUCUUUGGAAACGAGAGCGACCCGGAAGCCGCUUCCUUUGCAAAGCAGGCCCGGCCUCUAGGAGCCAUGCCUCUGCUCCGAUUCUCCCGGGUGAAGCCUUGGGGGACUCUUCGGCUGAGAGAGAUCCACUCUGAGGUCAAGAAAAAGUUGGAAAGUAAACCAGAAACAAAGCUUCGAAAACAAAUAUGUCAAGUUGUUCUUGAUCAUUUUGAGAAGCAGUACUCCAAGGAGCUGGGAGAAACAUGGAACUCAGUCAGGGAAGUGCUUACAUCACCCCAGUACUGGCAGUAUGCAGCUCUCCUCAAUAAAUUCAGCCUUUCCUCUGAAGUGGAGGAUAAUUUGUGUUCGAAAGGUUAUCGCCUCCUUUUUCCAGAAACCUCAUCUUUCAAAUGUUACAUCUGUAGUACUCCUGGUAGAUUCCCUGCUCAGAGACACAGAGCCGGAAAACUGAAGGAAUACUACCUGCUGAAUGCAGCAUCAUUACUGGCAGUGCUGGCCCUGGAAGUGAAAAACGGAGAAAAGGUUUUAGAUAUGUGUGCUGCUCCAGGGGGUAAAUCAAUAGCAACACUUCAGUCUGCUUGGCCAGGUCUUCUACACUGCAAUGAAUACGAUCAUUUGCGAUCACUUUGGCUGAAGCAGACCCUAGAAUCAUUCAUUCCAGAAUCUGUGAUGAACACAGUUGCCCUUUCUCAGCUGGAUGGACAACAGAUUGGAAAUCUCCAGCCUGAACAUUUUGACAAGGUACUUGUGGACGCUCCUUGCUCAAAUGAUAGAAGUUGGUUAUUCUCUUCUGAUAUCCAGCAAGCUGCCUUGCGAUUAGCACAAAGAAAGCUAUUGUCUGCUAUACAGAUACAGCUGCUGAGGUCAGCAGUGAAAGCCUUGCGUCCUGGGGGGUAUCUGGUUUAUUCCACAUGCACUUUGUCGAAAGCAGAAAACAGUGAUGUCAUCACUCACAUCCUUAACUCUUGCAGCAAUGUUCUCCCGGUGGAUAUGGGCCCCUUGGCCAGUUCAGUAUCCCAGGAAUUCACAUUUGCUCCAUGUGUCCAGCCUCAUGAACUUAUAGUACUACCACAAAGGGGAAAAGCAUGGGGGCCAAUGUAUAUAUCUAAAUUAAAGAAAAUAUGAUUCAUAUGA
Anolis sagrei ordinatus is the source of this 1151-nucleotide messenger RNA. RefSeq names its product NOP2/Sun RNA methyltransferase 3 (gene NSUN3). Gene Ontology annotation, cellular component: mitochondrial large ribosomal subunit. The record is from RefSeq and is a predicted model, not a curated record. Lineage: Eukaryota; Metazoa; Chordata; Lepidosauria; Squamata; Anolidae. Gene Ontology annotation, biological process: rRNA methylation. Gene Ontology annotation, molecular function: RNA methyltransferase activity.